This is a messenger RNA of Pieris brassicae (large cabbage white), 2769 nucleotides long. It is a transcript of the gene sca, whose product is annotated as protein scabrous. The record is from RefSeq and is a predicted model, not a curated record. NCBI's taxonomy places the organism in Eukaryota, Metazoa, Arthropoda, Insecta, Lepidoptera, Pieridae. The coding region runs from base 59 to 1912 and encodes 617 amino acids. The transcript has 6 exons.
UGGCCCGAGGUGGACGUACGCCUCUGAAUUAACCACCGCGCCGAAGUAACUUACCGCGAUGAAGUGCUUGAACUUUUGUGUUGUUUUAUUAUGUUUAUGGACUGCGAAUGGAGCCGAACUCCAAAUUAAAAAGGAGCUUCAGGCGAUGGCUGAGCAGAUUGAGAUCCUGAAAACCAUGCAUUUGUCCGAUGUCACCCGAUUAAAACAAGAAAUUGACGUAUUGAAGCAAAACCAGGCAGCUCCGACCAACAACCAAGACCAAAAUUCUCAAGUGACUUUGCAGUGGGCACAGACUUCUAUGAACGAGCUUCGAAUGGAGAUGCAUGAACUAAGCAACAGCAUCAAUAGUUCUACACUUCUUAGGCAUCUUCAUGUUAUACGUAAUGAGUUAAAACAAGCGCUGACUGAAACCACUGAUUUAGUACAAUUCACGCGAACCCAGGAGACUAGAAUUGACAAGUUAGACAAUGAAGUUGGUUUAUUAAAACAUGAAAACCAACAAUUGAGGGCCAUGGUCGCCCAACUAAGGGCUCACGUUGGAAAACUCUCAAAGGAGAUUAAGGCUAAACAACUUGAAGAAAUGGACAAGAGCAGCACUAACGAAGUUUUUGAGUCUUACCGCGGUCCAAGCAACCACAAACUCCGCCAUAACAAAAUGGUCCACACCCAAAUUUCGCGAUUGUCUCGGACCCAAGAUCAGCUCGAUUCAUACCAACAGACCCUGCAGAAUCAAUUACUAGAUGUUCAACGCCGACUCGAUCGCUUAGAAGAACCCAAUUGGAACCUCAUCACGGCCAAACUGGAAUUAUACGAUUUGGAAUCAAAAGUAUUCAAAGAGGAUCUGAAAAAUGUCUCACAGAAAAUAUCAGACUUCGAUAAAGUGCACGCAUCUUUACUUGAAUUGCGAGAAGACGUCGAGAGCAUCGAAAAUAAAGUUGAUAAGACAAUACCAGAAUUCAGAAAGGAAAUAUCAAAGUUGGACAUCAGUUUUGCUCAGUUGAACGCUGCAACAUCCUACAUCAAGGAGAACCAAGAGAACCUUAAACAGACUGUGAAGGCUAUUGCUGUAAGCGUCAGUAACGUUAUUGACCGUUCCGAGUUGGAGCGACUGGAUAUGAACAAACUGAACGAAUCUAUUGUAGAUCUGAAAACUACGGCUAAACAGCACUUCUAUCGCCUCAACGAUCAUAUCCUCAAGACCGAAGCUACGUAUGUGGAUUCCAACUACACGAUCGUCUCUCUUCCUGAAUUGAUGGGGGAAGUGAAGGAACUGCAACCGGUGGAGCGUGAGUACGAAGAUCUAGUUAAACAAUUGCCAAAAGACUGCUCCAAUGUAUCUGGUACUCCCGGGAUCUACCUUAUUCACCCCGGUAAAUCACCCGUAGAGACCUGGUGCAAUAACCAAACUACUCUUCUUCAGCGACGUUACAACGGCACAAUAGAGUUCAACAGGCAAUUCUCUGAGUAUGUACAGGGCUUCGGUGAUGCCUCUUCGGAAUUCUGGCUUGGACUUCAGUCAAUGCACGAAAUAACCGCCGACAACUGCUCUUCGAUGAGAAUUGACAUGACUGACAUCUACGGAAGCGUGUGGUACGCUCAGUAUGACCAUUUCUCCGUCGGCGAUGCUGAUUCAGGUUUCGUUCUUGAGGUGAGCGGUUUCAAAGGAAAUGCCAGCGAUGCUUUCGAAUACCAGAACCACAUGGAGUUCUCAACCAUCGACCGUGACCGGGACAUCUCCAACACUCACUGCGCUGCAAACUACGAAGGUGGAUGGUGGUUCUCUCAUUGCCAACACGUUAACAUUAACGGAAAAUAUACGCUGGGUUUGACAUGGUUCGACUCCGCCAGGAAUGAAUGGAUUGCUGUAGCUACGAGCGAAAUGCGUGUUUACCGCCGUCCAGGCUGCUUCUAAAUAAAUAUAUCUAAUAUAUAUCAAAGUUCCAAAUGUUUCGCACAUAUUUAAUUAAUUGUGCUGUAGUGUUUAAAUGUUGUAUUAUGAUAAUCAUACCAAAGAUAAGCUAGUAAGCAAGCUACUCUAUGUCCUGAAGCUAUUCUUGAAGAAACGUCUAUACUUUUAAGCACCUGAGCUGAAUUAUCGCUUACUUCUUGAAAAAACUUCUAAUUUCAUCUCUGUCAUCAAUUCGUAUAUAACCAAAUCAUUCAUGUGGCUACUGCUUAUAAUUAAUGUAACACAGUAGAUACUAUAAUUCUAAGUAUUAUUUCCAGUUAUGAAUUCACUUCAUUUCUAUGAAAAAUGUAUAUGUAAUCUUUAGUCAAUUAAAUUAUGUUAUAUACUUUAAGUGAUAAUUAUUAAUUUUUAAGGUCUGAGCAUAAAAUGCAUGUACUGAUCAUAUAUUGUAUUAUAUAACUUUCCCCUAAAGUUUUUUUAGUUUGCUUCUGUAUUGCCUACAUUCCGUUAGUAACUUUUUGAAUAUUUUAUUUAGGUAAGUAUUAUUUAAUAUUAGGUUUUAUGUUAGACAACCUUGGCCACCGGUUGUGUACCUUAAAUCUUUGCAUUCUUAUGUUAUAUGAUUACUGAAAACGUACGUCCCAAUAAUAUAAUGAUUUCGUGUGUAGGUUUAAUCUUUUCUCCGUGAAUAUUUUUAUGUUUAAAGUAAUUAUCAAUUAUAUGUGAGACUACUUUAACUAGACUAGAAUGUAUUCUUGAAAAAAAAUUCAGACAUAGCAUAUUGUGUGUCGAUUCCAGAUGCAAUUUAAUCGUAUAAGAAUGUUGUAAUGUAGAAAAGCUGUACCAAUGGAUUUAACCAA